Fonsecaea erecta is the source of this 1341-nucleotide messenger RNA. RefSeq lists its product as hypothetical. The record is from RefSeq and is a predicted model, not a curated record. The transcript has a single exon. NCBI's taxonomy places the organism in Eukaryota, Fungi, Ascomycota, Eurotiomycetes, Chaetothyriales, Herpotrichiellaceae. Gene Ontology annotation, cellular component: peroxisomal membrane. Bases 1 to 1341 code for a protein of 446 amino acids. Gene Ontology annotation, biological process: peroxisome organization.
AUGGCCGCCUCCUCAGCGACGUCGGCGGUGCGCCGAACCGUCCACGCGACCAUCCACUCCCUGUCCAGCGCAUCUGCCGACUUGACCAGAGCGGCGAUAAGCCUUCCCUCCACCUAUUCCAACUAUGUCACAUCAAAUUCCUCCUCGGUCUCUACCAUUGAGAGCAGUUUGCGCUCUUUGACGUAUCUCCUUCCUGGUGCCCGGUUCCACGACACCGAACUCGCCUCGGAGUCGGUGCAUACUUUCGUUCAACUCUUGUCCAUAUAUCACGAUCAUCUCCUGAAGAAUCGCGCCGCGUCGCUGGCGCUGACUCCUUCCGUUCUUAAAGUAAAAAACCUCAAACUUCAGAAGCCGAAGCCAUCUCUCCAUGCACGCUACACGACAUUCUGGACGUCGUCAUCGUCCCUGUAUAAUAAGAUUGCGACGGUCCUGAAAAUCGCCCAAUAUACCGAGCUGCUGUGGGAGAUGAUCGCGAGACGCCGAGGUGGGGAGAAGGCCAAGUGGCGCGUGGUGGUGCUGCUGGAAUCUUUCAAGGCCAUCUGUCGGCUGUUGCUGAUGCGCCUCACCAACUUACGACCAACGGUCACCCCGCCUAUGCCAAUGAGGGAAGACUUUGCUCCCGUGGAACCGGAGGAGCAAGAUGAGGAGCUUGACAUGGAUGAAUUGAAGUCAGACAACUUCGAUGUCAAAGAUGCCUUGGGUGACGCUGGUGUCCCUACACCACCCCUAUCGGACUCGGGAAAACACCGCCCAUCUUCCUUGUCCAUCACAGAACCGUAUAGCAUGCCUCGCACGGGGCUCACCCUUCCUACGCUACCCUCCCCUGAUACCGUCUCCAGCUAUCUCCUCAACCAUGUGCUGACGGCCGACGAUGUCAAGCCCGCCAAACAAUUGCUCCACCAACUCACCACUUUGCGAGGACAGGCUGCCGAGAUCAUGUACAUCUUACGGCCUUUGAUCUACGCGCUGCUGAUGCAACGUAUUGCUCGUACCUACGGCUAUGAAGGGAACAAAUGGAAGCGCAACUGGACACCCUGGCUGGUCGGAGUUUCCAUUGAAUAUCUUUCGCGGCAACUGGCAAAGAGAGACCUCGCGGCACGAGUUCCCGGCGGUGCACGAUCAGGUCUCUCGGCAUUGGAGCGUGACGAGUUGAAGAAGCGUGGCUGGCAGCUUGCAUGGUGGAGCAUGCGAGGCGCGUUUUACGAGAAUAUCACGAAAGUCUGGGUGCAUGGUGCCGCCGCUUCAUUGAAAGGCAAACCCAUUCUCGACUUGGUUGGAGGAAUCAUUGAGGAAUACGAGUUCCUAUGGAGUAACUACUACUUCAGCACGUCGACAAUGUGA